Molecule: messenger RNA, 1573 nt
Organism: Colletotrichum godetiae
Lineage: Eukaryota; Fungi; Ascomycota; Sordariomycetes; Glomerellales; Glomerellaceae
Product: arginase family protein
Exons: 8
Coding region: 109-1236 (375 amino acids)
Molecular function (GO): agmatinase activity; metal ion binding
Source: RefSeq, a predicted model, not a curated record
GUAUUAUUUAAGCAAAUCAUACGAUGGACAUCAUACAAAAAUGUCACCUAACAAAGCCAGAUCGAUUGCGAAACACCCAAGCCAAGAAAACCAACAAUCACUUUGAACAUGCGUGUUACAGAUGCAAUCCUACUCUGCGCGGGUGCUGACCUUGCAGCUGGUCUGAAUGUUGGUCCAAACUAUCAAUAUCCGCUAGAAGAUCUGGACAAAGAUCUGCCGUUCUCUCAGCCUGUGACAUUUGCGCACUUGGAAUGGCAACGUUGUUUAGCGGAGUCGCAUAAUAAGCCUCUUGACAUUGCGGUUCUGGGAUUCCCUUAUGACACCUCUACUUCCUACCGUCCAGGAGCUCGCUUCGGCCCGAGAGGUAUUCGGGCUGGGUCAUCCAGGGAGAAGAAAGGGCGUAGUUACAACACCGUGUGGGAAGUUGACCCUUACGAACAGGGGCUGGAGAUUAUCGACUGUGGAGACGUGCCCAUCACCCCCUUUGAUGCCAGCCAUGCGUUCAAGCAGAUGGAACAGGCGUAUCGACAGAUUCUCUACCAUCCAACCACCGAUCAGAAUGAAUGGGAACAUCCCCGCAUCAUCAGCCUUGGAGGCGAUCACUCCAUAGUCCUGCCAAUUCUUCGCAGCCUGAAGACCGUUUAUGGACCCAUCUCAGUCAUCCAUCUCGAUUCGCACCUUGACACAUGGGAUCCUUAUGAAGGCUACACGGGAAUCGUUUCGAACCAGUCCGCCAUUACCCAUGGAACCUUCUUCUGGCAUGCGAGCCGAGAAGGGUGCAUCAGCAAGGGCACCAGUGUUCAUGGCGGCUUGAGGACCAAGCUCUUUAGCCCGAAAGACUAUGAGAUCGACAGGGAUGUCGUCGGAUUCACCAUAAUUGAAGCACAUGAGAUUGACGAUAUUGGCAUGAAUGGCAUCGUCAAGAAAGUCAGAGACGCCGUUGGUAAUACGCCGGUGUAUCUUUCCAUCGACAUUGAUGUCUUGGACCCGAGCAUCGCUCCAGCUACUGGAACGCCAGAGUCAGGCGGUUGGACCACGAGAGAGCUGAAGAGAUUCCUCAAGGGUCUUGAGGGUCUCAAUCUGGUCGGUGCUGAUGUCGUUGAAGUCAGCCCGCCGUAUGACUCUGUGGCCGAGACAACUUCCGUCGCUGCCGCUGAUCUGAUUGUCGAUAUUCUGGCUGGCAUGACGAAGAAGAAGACUUUUGAUCCGUCCAGAAACGAGAAAGACGAGUUGUAAUCACUGUCUUUCCAACAUAAUGAGAACCUAUAGGCACUCUGCGCAAAAGCAGAGCGCGUAGUGGGAAAAAACUUCGCUGCUUGAGAAGAACCAGCGAGACAGCGCUAUUACUAAGUCUACGAGCUGCGAAUAUUCUCAGGCCCUCAACUCGGUCGUGUCUUUCUCCACUGCCUUGCCCUCAGCCAUCUCCCCUUUUUGGCAAGUUAUCCGCUAUGCCGGGGGGGUUGCUGACGGUACUUAUGGUUAUUUACGUAACCUCCUCGUCCCUCCCCCCUGCUCCCUCAAUCACCUAGUAUGUUGAAUGUGAGGAUGCUUGAAUUCUGCAACUUGCCAUCAU